AGGGAAUACACCUUUGGAUGUGAUUUCCUGGCUACAGGCACGGGGAUUACUGGCAAGGGAAAUGCUUUGCCCACAUCACGACCAGCCAAUUCCAAUGAUACUAACUCUGUGCCCUGACAGGUCUGAUGGCUACAAAUGGUUGCAGCAAGUGUCUCAAGGAAUUUGCCACCAGCUCAUUCGAGUCAAAAACAGACUUCUCUGGAUAUGACACUGAUAACUGGGAGCCAAGGACCAAUGAUAUACAUCGCCUGCACGCAAACUCAGCCCUAAAUGCAAGCUGCAAGACUCAGCUACAACAGGUGGUCCGUGACACUGGUGCCAGGUAUUCCGCCCUCUACCAGCUGCCCUACUACGAUGCUGUCCGUUUCCUGGUCAUCGACCCAAUGCACUGUCUCUUUCUUGGGAUUGCCAAGCACUGUUUGACAUUAUGGAAACAAGAGGGGCUUUUGUCAGACAAGGAUUUUCGCUUGCUUCAAAUAAGAGUAGAUGCAGUGGUUCCCCCUCCUGAAAUUGGUAGAAUACCAUUCAAAGUUGCCACUGGAUUUAGCGGAUUUUCUGCUGACCAGUGAAAAACUGGGUCUGCUAUUACUCCCUGUUUGCACUGCAGGGCAUUCUACCUUCAAGGCAUUAUGAUUUGUGGUCUCACUACGUAUGCAUGCCGGUAUAUGUGCAGUAGAAGUAUCUCCCCUGAACAAUGUGCUAAUGCCGAAAAAGAACUUCUUGAAUUCUGCAAGGGAUUCCAGUCUAUAUAUGGUGCAGAGCGCUGUACACCUAACAUGCACCUCAGUUGUCAUCUUGGUGACUGUGUGAAAGACUAUGGACCUGUGUAUGGUUUCUGGUGUUUCUCUUUUGAGAGAUUCAAUGGCAUCAUGGGCAACUAUCACAAGAACAACCACAAUAUUGGUGUGCAGUUUAUGAGGAAGUUCACAAGAGAUACCAGGCUACAUGCAAUGCCAUUUCCUGACAACUGCAAGGAGAUGUUUAGUGUCCUUCCUGCCUGCAGUGAAGGAUCAGUGGCCGACACCCUACAUGCUGGUGACAUCACUCUACAAGUGUCUCCUCGUCCACCUAUCAAGAGAGUCGCUCUCGACUGCCUAGAGUCAGCCGCCAUGGCUGAUCUGUACAGCGCGUUAUAUCCAGACCAGGACAUUCACUGCCCGAGGCUGUGUGACAGCUACUCUAAAGUUCUACUAAAUGGUGUUAUGUGUAGAACUACACAAACAGUUGGAGUCAUUGUUUGUUGUCCAGACGGGGAAAGCAGGUCUGCUAAAGUGCAAAGAUUCAUAAGACAUGAUGUCAUUUUCAAAAACUCUAACGAUAGAAAACGACGCAGAAAGACGUUUGAUGUCGCGGAGGUGGAGUGGUUCAGCAGUCACCCAGAAAGGCAUUCCCGCUACCCUGCACCACUGGAGGUGUGGUCAACGGACACUUCUUGCCGGGCAUAUGUUUUUUUUACAGAUAUCAAGGCCCAGUGCAUAUUACUUAGGUACAAAGUAAAGUUUAAUCACGGUAUGGAGACAGUGAAUGUAGUUAUUCCUUUAGUAGGAAGAUUUAUUUUGUAAGCGCUUACCUUGGACACAAUCCCAAGUUACUUUCGCUUUAUAAAGCGGUUGUCACUUCUCUUUAUAAGAAUUGUUAUCUUCAUGGGAAAGUAGUAACAGUAGAACGGGUUUCAUCCGACUUUGAAAUGAAAACUAAACACCGACUUUUAUACACUACAUAAUUUGUAUUGUAUUCUCCUUUUAAUAGUGGGAAAGUGAGUGGUAGUUAUCGUUUCAUAGUCGGAUGAAAAACACUAUUUUAUUUAGCAUUAAAAUAUAUACUCUUUCACGGGGUUUAUCGAAAUGACUUUUAAAUUGCUUGUAUUUUAAUUAUUUUAAUGUGUUUUCACAUUCGUAAUUUAAUAUAUAGUGAUACAAAUAAACAAAUCUUGGAUAUAAA
This is a messenger RNA of Nematostella vectensis (starlet sea anemone), 1941 nucleotides long. RefSeq lists its product as uncharacterized. The record is from RefSeq and is a predicted model, not a curated record. NCBI's taxonomy places the organism in Eukaryota, Metazoa, Cnidaria, Anthozoa, Actiniaria, Edwardsiidae. Bases 630 to 1562 code for a protein of 310 amino acids. The transcript has 3 exons.